Aspergillus niger is the source of this 402-nucleotide messenger RNA. RefSeq lists its product as uncharacterized. The coding region runs from base 1 to 402 and encodes 133 amino acids. The transcript is spliced from 3 exons. The record is from RefSeq and is a predicted model, not a curated record. NCBI's taxonomy places the organism in Eukaryota, Fungi, Ascomycota, Eurotiomycetes, Eurotiales, Aspergillaceae.
AUGAUCAAGCCACCUCAGAAGAGCUUCGCAGGAUCACCCAGAACACUAGCUGGAACUAUUCUCUCUUUGACUGUUGUUCACCAGGCACAUUAUGUUUUACCAGCUGCUGCCUCCCAUGCCUUGCUUUCGGCAAGACACAAUCAAGACUUCGUGACCCGACCCUGCAAAGUUAUGACUCGAUCAACGGUGAUCCUUGGAUUUUCACAAUGGAUCUACCAGACUAUCAAAAGAGGCGAGCUGCGCAAUAAGUAUGGGAUCCAGGGGUUUUGCUGUGGUGAUUGCUGUGUGAGCAUGUGCUGCGGCUGCUGCGCACUCAUUCAAGAGGAAAAGGAGGCUGAAAUACGCACCAGACCUCAGGUCACAGGAUACCAAAUGGCACCACAGAUGGCGUAUCCUCAAUAA